This is a messenger RNA of Dictyostelium purpureum, 534 nucleotides long. RefSeq lists its product as uncharacterized. The record is from RefSeq and is a predicted model, not a curated record. Lineage: Eukaryota; Evosea; Eumycetozoa; Dictyosteliales; Dictyosteliaceae. Bases 1 to 534 code for a protein of 177 amino acids. The transcript has a single exon. Gene Ontology annotation, molecular function: protein binding.
AUGACAAUUUCAGAAAAACAACCAUUAGAUAAUUUGUUCAUUAGACAUAUAAAAAAUAAAAAUGUUAAUAGUAAACAACAAAUAAAUAAUAAUAGAGAUAAAAUCAUUGAAAAAGAGGAUAAUCAUAAUGGACUAGAAGUUAAAAACCAAGCAUUAAUGCUUUUUAAAGAAAAGAAUUUUGAAGCUGCAAAAAAUCAAUUCAAGCUAGCAUUACAAUUUUUAAUGGUUGGUUCCAAGAACUAUUCAAGUGUAAAAGAGCAAUAUAAACAAGAUGUAUUAGAUGUAUUUCAUCAUUUGGUCCAAUGUUCUCUCAUGGCUAGUGAAUGGAAAGAUGCACGUGACUACUGUACCAAUAUCCUAGAUAUAGACACAAAGAAUAUCAAAGCACUUCAACAAAGAGCCACUGCAAAUAAACACUUGGAUGAUAUUGACGAAUCAAUUUUGGAUUUAGAAAGAGCCCUUGAACUUGACCCAUCAAAUAAAUCAAUUAAACAAUCUUUAAAAAACUAUAAAAAAAAAAAUAAUAGUACGUAA